Colletotrichum fioriniae is the source of this 948-nucleotide messenger RNA. Lineage: Eukaryota; Fungi; Ascomycota; Sordariomycetes; Glomerellales; Glomerellaceae. The record is from RefSeq and is a predicted model, not a curated record.
AUGGCGUUAGAGUCAUCCAAAUUCGACCCGAAAGACCUGAAUCUCGUUGCCGCCUUUAGUGACGAAUAUCUUAAGAGACGGCCUCGUAUUCCUCCCACCGUCAGCUUAGCAGAUGGCUUCCAACUAGCAGAAUUGCACCAGUGCGUCGGCCAUCUGGGAUCCAAGUUCCGAGAUAUGGCUCUACAUCGUCUCAUGAAAGAGCAGUGCAGUCUCGCCAACGAUCGUCCUGACUGGCCUGACGCGCCUUCUUCGGCUGAGAAGCCAACAGAUGCCGAGUCUGCUCGUUUUCACAGAGCACUAUAUCGAUUCGAGGCCUACUGCAAGCUCUUCAAAGAUCCCGAAGUUGUACGUUUCAAUCUGGACAUCGUGAACUUCCAGAGAGAGCACUUUUUUGACUACCUGUCACCGUGGGAGAUUGAGCAAUUGGUUGCGACAAGGGAUUUUCUGGCAGCGGUUGUCAUUGGUCCUCCAUUACGUGCGCUCGUGGAGCUUCGUAAGAUUGAGGCUCUGCAGACACACCAUUGCGGCCCUAGAAAUGGGGCUCAAGUCGUGUACUGGACCGCCCCAAUCUUACCUCCCAAUUUAGAGCGCGGCGAUUGUCACAUCAACCAGAACCAGGCUCGGCUGCUAUGCUUCGGGAUCAAGUUUCUCUACAGGGUGUCAACAUCACCGCCAACUCAGUUUUACCAGCUACUUCUCAACCUCCCGCAACAGCCACGGUACGCCAGUUACAACAGAGUUGGCGAGAUUUACUCAUGGUUCACGGAUGCUGUUGAUAGAUGCGUCGAAAUGAGCAACUUGGAACUCCCUAUUAGGAAAGCUCUGUCAUCCUACACUCCGGACGAGUACAAAGAGUAUGUCCGGCAGUCCCUGAUAAGGGCCCGGAAGAAGCCUGGUAUUGGGCAUAUCAAUCUUUUCCAGGGUCAACCUGCAACGAUCCUCGGAUGA